AUGACGACCAUGGAUUUGCGUGUCGGUAAUAAAUACCGCAUCGGACGCAAGAUUGGAAGCGGUAGUUUCGGUGACAUUUACCUGGGCACCAACAUCAUCUCGGGCGAGGAAAUCGCCAUCAAGCUCGAGAGCGUCAAAGCUAAACACCCUCAGCUGGAAUACGAAGCCCGUGUCUACAAGUCACUGGCCGGCGGUGUGGGUAUCCCUUUCGUACGCUGGUUCGGUACUGAAUGUGACUACAAUGCCAUGGUUAUCGACCUUCUCGGUCCUAGUUUGGAGGAUCUAUUCAACUUCUGCAACCGCAAGUUCUCUCUGAAGACUGUCUUGCUGCUGGCCGAUCAGCUCAUUUCCCGCAUCGAGUAUAUCCACGCCAAGUCUUUCAUUCACCGUGAUAUCAAGCCCGACAACUUCCUGAUGGGAAUUGGGAAACGGGGCAACCAGGUCAAUGUUAUUGACUUCGGUCUGGCUAAGAAAUACCGUGACCCAAAAACUCACUUUCACAUCCCUUACCGUGAGAACAAGAACUUGACUGGUACUGCCCGUUAUGCCAGUAUCAACACUCACUUGGGUGUUGAGCAGUCUCGCCGUGAUGACAUGGAAUCUCUAGGCUACGUCAUGCUGUACUUCUGCCGUGGCUCUCUCCCCUGGCAGGGUCUCAAGGCUGCCACUAAGAAGCAGAAAUACGACCGUAUCAUGGAGAAGAAGAUGACUACCCCUACUGAGGUUCUUUGCCGCGGAUUUCCCAACGAAUUCGCCAUUUACUUAAACUACACUCGCUCCCUACGAUUUGACGACAAGCCCGACUACUCCUACCUACGGAAGAUUUUCCGCGACCUGUUCGUGCGUGAAUCCUUCCAGUACGACUAUGUCUUUGAUUGGACCGUCUACAAGUACCAGAAGAAUGCCGCCAUGAUUGUAGAUGCAGCAAACCCCAAGAAAGACAAGGAAACUGAGGAACAGCAGCGCCGCGCUGCUCAAGCUGCUCCAGCCAUGGCGGUCCCUGGCCCCAAACCGGGAGCAAUUUCCAGUCAACGCCGCAAGGUCAUUGAACGUGGCACCGUCGACACCCCGGACACCAACCGUGCUGUUGGAGGGAGUGACAGGAUGUGA
Messenger RNA from Talaromyces atroroseus, 1110 nucleotides. RefSeq names its product Casein kinase I-like protein hhp1. Gene Ontology annotation, biological process: peptidyl-serine phosphorylation; signal transduction; endocytosis. Gene Ontology annotation, cellular component: nucleus; cytoplasm. The transcript has 2 exons. Gene Ontology annotation, molecular function: protein serine/threonine kinase activity; ATP binding. Lineage: Eukaryota; Fungi; Ascomycota; Eurotiomycetes; Eurotiales; Trichocomaceae. Bases 1 to 1110 code for a protein of 369 amino acids. The record is from RefSeq and is a predicted model, not a curated record.